Sphenostylis stenocarpa is the source of this 1368-nucleotide messenger RNA. The record is from the annotation of a GenBank genome assembly. Lineage: Eukaryota; Viridiplantae; Streptophyta; Magnoliopsida; Fabales; Fabaceae.
AUGAAGUUGAAAGAGAUGAGAGUAGGUGUUUAUGAGGGUAUUAUCACCCUCAUCCACCGAUCUAUAACUCUUGCUCACUUCCUCCAACUUCACUCCCUCUUCCUCAAAACCUCCCUGGAUCACCACCCCUUUUUCAUCUCUCAGUUCCUCUUAUCAGCCUCCACUAUUUCUCUCCCUUACGCCACUGCAUUCUUCCACUCAGUUCCUACCCUUCCACCCCUCUUUGCCUGGAACACCCUCAUCAGAGCCUACACCACCAGCCCCACCCCCCACUACUCCCUCUCCCUCUUCCGCCUCCUCCAAAUCUCUGUUCUUAACCCCGACAACUUCACCUACCCUUUUAUCCUCAAAGCCUGUGGUAACUCUUCCGGUCUCCAGCUCGGUGGGACCCUACAUUCUCUCAUUCUCAAGACCGGUUUUUGCUCUCAUGGCUAUGUGGGUAAUGCCCUUUUGAACAUGUAUGCUGACUGUCAAGCUGUAAGUUCUGCGUGCAAGGUAUUUGAAGAAAUGACUGCGAGAGAUGUUGUGUCCUGGAGCUCCAUGAUUGCUGCAUAUGUUGCUGACAACUCCCCUUUGGAUGCUCUUCGUGUCUUUCGUCUGAUGGGACAAGCGAAUGAGAAACCAAAUUCAGUCACCUUGGUGAGCUUGCUUUCUGCUUGUACUAAGAUGCUCUGCCUCGGUGCUGGUGAGUGCAUUCAUUCUUAUGUUAUAAAGAGUUGCAUGAAAAUGGAUGUUGCAUUGGGAACAGCUUUGUUUGACAUGUAUGCUAAGUGUGGAAAAAUUGACAAGGCCCUGAUUGUUUUCAAUUCAAUGGAUGACGAGAAUUUGCAGUCCUGCACUAUCAUGAUCUCCGCUCUUGCAGAUCAUGGACGACAAAAAGAAGUUAUCUCUUUGUUUAACCAUAUGGAAGAUAUUGGGUUGCAACCAGAUAGUUUGACUUUUGCUGUGAUUCUCUCUGCAUGCAGUCACGCGGGACUUGUUUGUGAGGGAAGAAGGUAUUUUGAUAGGAUGGUAAGAGUGUAUGGCAUAAAACCGAGGGUUGAGCAUUAUGGAUGCAUGAUUGACUUGCUAGGAAGAUCUGGCUUGAUUCGAGAGGCUUAUGAUAUCAUCAAGAGCAUGCCCCUGAAACCUAAUGAUGUUAUUUUGAGGAGUUUUCUGGGGGCUUGUAAAAUUCACGGGUGGGUUCCUUGUUUGGAUGUUGAUCUUCUGUCUAAACUGGAUUCUGAGUUGGGAGCAAACUAUGUUCUCAGGGCAAAUGUUUUUUCCUCCUUUGCUUCCUGGAAGGACGCCAAUGACUUGAGGGUAGCCAUGAAACAUAAAGGGUUGGAGAAAAUUUCUGGUUGUAGUUGGAUGGAGGUGCAAAAUUGA